CCUAUCAGCACCAUGCCAAGCCAACUGCAGAGUGCCAUGGACGCACUCAUAACAGUUUUCUACAAAUACUCCGGGAACGACGGAGACAAAUACAAGCUCAACAAGGGAGAGCUGAAACAGCUACUGAACAGUGAACUCACUGACUUUCUCAUGUCUCAGAAAGACCCCAUGCUGGUGGAGAAGAUCAUGAAUGAUCUGGACUCAAACAAAGACAACGAGGUGGACUUCAAUGAGUUUGUGGUUCUGGUGGCGGCCCUGACCGUAGCCUGCAACGACUUCUUCCAGGAGAAGCAGAAGAAGAAAGCCAACUAACAGUUAAAUCCGAAAUGGCUUCCCCUUGCCUAUUUAGUGCACUUCUAUUGGCCAAAGCCUCAUAGGGCUAUGACAGGUCUAAAUAGGGCUCUGGUCAAAAGUAGUGCACUGCAUAGGGAAUAGGGAGCCAUUUCAAACUGGCCCGUGGAUAGAAAUAGAAUUAGAAACCAACAGAGGUAGAAAGUAAUGAAUUACAACCACACCCAUCAUGCUGAACAUUGAAUACUGUGAUCACUUCUCAAUUCCCCUUGGUCUCGGUGCUACUAAAACCACUGCACUAUAUGUUUGUCAACAGCAGAAGGAGAUUAGACUAAAGUCGAAAUCAUAAAUUAACAUACUUUUGCUAGAAAUAGGAUACUUCUGUCCCUCCGACGCAUCAAAACAGAUGAUUUCAAACAUGCUGUCACACUACCCUGAGUGCCAGACUGUUUCAGCUCUUAACAACACUUCUGGCCAGAGAACAUAACCACAGAGAUCUGGCUAGAGAACAUAACCACAAAAAUCUGGCUAGAGAACAUAACCACAAAGAUCUGGCUAGUGAACAUAAACACAAAGAUCUGGCUAGUGAACAUAACCACAAAGAUCUGGCUAGAGAACAUAACCACAAAGAUCUGGCUAGAGAACAUAACCACAGAGAUCUGACUAGAGAACAUAAACACAAAGAUCUGGCUAGUGAACAUAAACACAAAGAUCUGGCUAGUGAACAUAAACACAAAGAUCUGGCUAGUGAACAUAAACACAGAGAUCUGGCUAGUGAACAUAAACACAAAGAUCUGGCUAGUGAACAUAAACACAAAGAUCUGGCUAGUGAACAUAAACACAAAGAUCUGGCUCGUGAACAUAAACACAAAGAUCUGGCUAGUGAACAUAACCACAAAGAUCUGGCUAGUGAACAUAACCACAAAGAUCUGGCUAGUGAACAUAACCACAAAGAUCUGGCUAGUGAACAUAACCACAAAGAUCUGGCUAGAGAACAUAACCACAAAGAUCUGGCUAGGGAACAUAACCACAAGGAUCUGGCUAGUGAACAUAACCACAAAGAUCUGGCUAGUGAACAUAACCACAGAGAUCUGGCUAGUGAACAUAACCACAAAGAUCUGGCUAGUGAACAUAACCACAAAGAUCUGGGUAGAGAACAUAACCACAAAGAUCUGGCUAGAGAACAUAACCACAAAGAUCUGGCUAGAGAACUUAACCACAGAGAUCUGGCUAGUGAACAUAACCACAGAGAUCUGGCUAGUGAACAUAAACACAAAGAUCUGGCUAGAGAACAUAAACACAAAGAUCUGGCUAGAGAACAUAACCACAAAGAUCUGUCUAGAGCAGAAACAAACUGGUACCCAAGCUAUUGUCACAUACCCUGAGGUGAUAUCACAAUAACUGUCUGCUUGGUUAGUUCAAUGAUUGAUUCAUUAUGUCAUUCAUCCACCUUUUCAUUGAUUUUUGCAAUGUAUUGUAACUAUCAAUGUGUCACAUCUUGCAAAGAGGGAGGGGGGGGGGGGUAUUUCCUGUAUGUCAGAGACAUACUUGAGAAUGUUCCUUCCAUUCUAAAAUGUGCUUGUUUCAUGAACCCUUACUGUCACUUAAUGAGACAUUUAAGUCUAAUUACAAUUGCACAAGCAUGUUUAUUAUUCAUUAUUAAUUUGCCGUCACAUGUAAAUGAUUGACAGCAUAUAAUCAUAUGAAAAUGAUUCGCUUGACAAUAUUUGUUUUAUAUUGUGACAGUAACACGGCAUAAUAAAGUUCUAGUCCCCAAGACCUUGAGUGUGUGUGUUUUAGAUUGCGAGUGUGUGUAUGUGCCUGUCCUGUGUGUCCUUCCCCAUAACUCCUCUUUGGUGGAGUCUUCUGAAUAUUUCUCAAGGAGAGGUUGUGCUGUGCUUUUGGAUGGUUUAUGUAUAAAGCGCCUGGUGAUGCAUUCGAUGACGCAUGAUGAUGAUGACGCAAUCCCCAUUAACCACCUGGACCUUUCACCACCUGUCAGUCAAAGUGACUCAUGACAUCCCAACUUCAGAAGAAGUCACAGUGGCAGUUUUUCCUUGGGGAUUCAUAAAGUACAACCACGCUAGAAUGUAUAGGAGAACAACAUUUUAUUUUGACAAAAGUCAUUUUAACCCCUAAUCUGAACCUGAGCUUUUACACUAACCUUACACCCAACUCCUGAUCCAUUAGAAGCAACAAAGCAUCUUUAGCUUUUAGAAAAGCACCAUAGAAGAGCAAUGUAUUGUUAACAACAACGACAUACUGUAUACAGUACCUGAUUAAUGAUCUCUACAGUCCUAAAAGUAUCCCCUGUUGUCUGAGCUGAAACCAUAACAUUUAGAAUUAGUAGUCUUCCUUUAUUUUUUCAGGUGCCCAACCCCCUCUCUCUACUCCAACACAGAGAUCUGUUAUUGAGUAUCCUGAAGGAAAAACAUUCAUGAGCCAUCUACGUACGUACGGAUUCACGCGCCACACACACACACACACGCACGCACGCACGCACGCACGCACGCACGCACACACACACACACACACACACACACACACACACACACACACACACACACACACACACACAGAAAGUUAAUUUCUAUUUUCUGUGUGAUUGGUUGUAAUUGAGCGGGAUAAUGAGCCUGUCCCCCCUGGAGGAAAAUGAUGUGAUGAUUAUCUUUUUUUUGUGACAGCUGUAAUCAUAGAGACUUGGAAACUUUACUUAUUUUUCCAUGAUUCAUAGAUUCUGUUAAAGAACUUGUAGUCGGUGUAACACCAUUCUUAUCUUUUGUUAUUAUCAACCCCUUUGAUGUGGGGUUGUGUCAUCUUUCCAUUGGAAGCAUAAUAAACUAGUACAUGCAUUGCA
Oncorhynchus masou masou (cherry salmon) is the source of this 3148-nucleotide messenger RNA. It is a transcript of the gene s100z, whose product is annotated as S100 calcium binding protein Z. The coding region runs from base 13 to 312 and encodes 99 amino acids. Lineage: Eukaryota; Metazoa; Chordata; Actinopteri; Salmoniformes; Salmonidae. Gene Ontology annotation, molecular function: calcium-dependent protein binding; calcium ion binding. The transcript has 2 exons. The record is from RefSeq and is a predicted model, not a curated record.